AUGAAUGGGACAAUAAAAGACGAUAUCGAAGUAUUGAAAAAGUUUGAUGCUGAAGUGAAAGGAAUAAUUGAUUUUAUCAAAUUACAAGAUUUAGAAUUACAUGAUGAUUAUUAUGGAAGUGUCACUAGUGGCAAAGAUACAGAAUUAGUUGCAAUAACCACUAUCAAGAUCUCAUUGACAUGCCUGGAUCGCCUGGAUUCAGUUAGUUUCUUGGUACACGUUGUAAAGAAUGAGAUUCUUACCUGGAGAGAUCCUGAACUUCCUAUGAAUAAGGAUAUAGUAACGCGAGCAUUCAAUAAACAAGUUGAGUUGAUAAAAGUGCAUGGCUCAGAAACAGAGAGAGAGAGAUAA
Messenger RNA from Entrophospora sp. SA101, 351 nucleotides. The record is from the annotation of a GenBank genome assembly. Lineage: Eukaryota; Fungi; Glomeromycota; Glomeromycetes; Entrophosporales; Entrophosporaceae.